AUGGGUAACGCAGAGAGUGCGGUUGUGCAGAAGCGACUGUCUCGCUUCCGUCCUGAAGAUCGGCCGGUGAUUGAAGGAGUGUUUGACCGCCUGAGGGGCAGUCUUGGGGGCCAAAAGAUAACAGGAAACACUCUCACCUUUGAGAUGCUGCAGUCGUCCAUGUGCAUGCUCGCACCAGACUCCAUGGUAAGGAGAUCAUACAGGUGCAUGUGUAGUAUUGCCUGUGAGGCAACAACGGCAGCCGGCAAAGUCGGUGCAUCUGCCGCGUCAGGAGUGCAUCGAGAGCAAUUGGUCAUCUUCCUUGCAGACACCUUGCGGGGUACUGCUGAAGAACGAGCUCCUCUUGUCAUGUUUAUGUGCCAAAAUGAACCUUGUGACAAGGGUGUCACCAAUGAGAAAGUAACAGAGUUCUUACAGGACCUGAUCACUGCUGUAGUUCAGAUCCUUGCCCAUAAAAAACUCCUUCAGGGGUGGAAACCAGAGAAAAUGGGUGAUGUCUCACAGGGUGUCAAACUUUUAGCAGAGCAGAUGUGUUCAGAACUAAAAACCACAGAACAGGGAGACUAUGAUGUUGCCUCCUUAGAAGACUGGAUCUUUCGAGUACCCCAAAUAUCUUUGUACAUGGAGAUGUUGGUAGCUGAGGGACUAAAUGUAUGGCCAAAUGUGCGGCCAGUCCUCCCUCUGUUGCCUCCUUGUCAGGAGACAUCUUGGAAAGAUCUACACUCUCUCUUGGAUAUUCCCACCCUCAUGUUUCUUGCUCCGCAGUUGCCGGACAGAUAUAGUGCACCCUGGAGACUUGUGUUUUCCACGCUGCUGCAUGGUGAGAGCUUCACAAGGAUGCUGGCAGGCCUGACAAAAUGUGGGCCGACCUUGCUGCUCAUUAAAGACACAAAGGGACAUAUUUUUGGGGGCUUUGCCUCCUACAGCUGGGAAGUCAAGCCUCAGUUUCAAGGCGAUUCCAGAUGUUUCCUGUUUUCAGUGUUCCCCAGACUGAGAGUUUAUUCAGCUACAGGUUACAACCAACACUUCAUGUACCUUAACCAGAAUCAGCAGACCAUGCCCAACGGACUGGGGAUGGGCGGUCAGCACAGCUACUUCGGGCUGUGGUUAGAUAGUGACUUUGGACAUGGUCACAGCCGUGCGCGGCCAAAGUGCACAACCUUUGGAAGCCCUCAACUGUCAGGGGACGAGAACUUUAUUUUGGACUCCGUGGAAGUGUGGGCAGUGGGAAAGACGUCUGAGCCGGAGGAGGAUGAGGAAGGUCACGCUAAGAAGAGUGUUUUGGACAUGGAUCCGGAGGUUCAGGCCAUUAUGGAGAUGACAGGGAAAAAACUGCACAGUCAGGGCCUCAGGGAGCCAGAUGAGGACUAA
Messenger RNA from Nerophis lumbriciformis (worm pipefish), 1371 nucleotides. NCBI's taxonomy places the organism in Eukaryota, Metazoa, Chordata, Actinopteri, Syngnathiformes, Syngnathidae. The record is from RefSeq and is a predicted model, not a curated record.